AUGGGUGAUGAUGAGUUGGUUGAUCCCAUGAAUGGGCAACGAUUAGAUAAUAUUGUUGCAGCCAAUCAAAAUCAGCAAGCACGGGGUAAAGGGUUUGCUUUGGAUGAUGAAGAAGAGGUUGGUGCUACUGAGAUAGGCUUGGAAGAGGAGGUGAAGGAGAGAUUUUGGGAAGAUUUAGAUGAGGUGGUGAGAAGCGUGCCUAACGUGGAGAAGAUCGUCAUAGCAGGGGACUUUAAUGGGCACAUUGGGGUCCUACCUGAAGGCUAUGAUGAUGUGCAUGGUGAUUUUGGCUUCGAUGUUAGAAAUGGCGAGGGAACAGACCUAUUGAAUUUUGCAAGGGCCUUUGAGCUGGUGGUUGUGAACUCGAGUUUCCCGAAGGAGGAUCACCUGAUUAUCUUCCGAAGGGAGCUAGAGCAUUUGGAGGAGAGCCAUGAUUUUAGCUACUGCAGGCGUUUUAAGGUAGAGGAGGUCAAAGAGGCUAUUUGUAAAAUGCGGAAGGGUCGGGCAAUGGGGCUGGACGAGAUUUCGGUGGAUUUUUAG
Messenger RNA from Capsicum annuum, 540 nucleotides. RefSeq names its product craniofacial development protein 2-like. The transcript has 3 exons. Lineage: Eukaryota; Viridiplantae; Streptophyta; Magnoliopsida; Solanales; Solanaceae. The record is from RefSeq and is a predicted model, not a curated record. Gene Ontology annotation, biological process: chromatin remodeling. Bases 1 to 540 code for a protein of 179 amino acids. Gene Ontology annotation, cellular component: nucleus.